CAGUUUCCAAGGUUUUGUCAGGCUCUAGUUGCGGUGUGGUUGGUUUAUUCUGGAACCCAGGGCAACCGAGAUCUUCCCACGCUCGCGAGAGCGCCCCCUUCUCCCCCGGUUUCCGGGACACAGCGGCACUUAUGGCUCAGGUGUCUGGUUCGCGCAGCCCGGAGAGAGAGGCCUCGGGCUUCAGGGGGAAGCGUCGCAGUUCCUCAAAGAGCCCUAAGCCCAGCAAAUCCGCUCGCUCCCCGCGGGGACGCCGCUCUCGUUCGCACUCUUGUUCUCGCCCGGGGGAUCGGAAUGGCCUCAUUCAUCAGCCGAGUGGCUGCAGCCAAGGCUCCCGAAACCAGUCCUACCGCUCUCGCUCGCGGUCAAGCUCUCGAGAGCGGCCCUCUGCGACGCGGGGCACCCCCUUCGCUUCUGCCUCCUCGUCUGCCUAUCAUGGCGGCUACUUACGCCCCUAUGGGAACGACAAGCCUUGGCCCAGCCUCCUGGAUAAGGAGAGAGAGGAGAGCCUGCGGCAGAAGUGAGUGAGACGGAUGCACCUUCUCUUGCUCUAGCCCACCUGCCUUCCAAGUCUGAUUUAUCGUUCAUCCCGCUACUAACUAUUCG
Molecule: messenger RNA, 603 nt
Organism: Hipposideros armiger (great roundleaf bat)
Lineage: Eukaryota; Metazoa; Chordata; Mammalia; Chiroptera; Hipposideridae
Product: NF-kappa-B-activating protein-like
Exons: 1
Coding region: 132-521 (129 amino acids)
Source: RefSeq, a predicted model, not a curated record